Messenger RNA from Lotus japonicus, 818 nucleotides. Its product is annotated as 60S ribosomal protein L9. Gene Ontology annotation, cellular component: ribosome; cytosolic large ribosomal subunit. The coding region runs from base 79 to 657 and encodes 192 amino acids. NCBI's taxonomy places the organism in Eukaryota, Viridiplantae, Streptophyta, Magnoliopsida, Fabales, Fabaceae. Gene Ontology annotation, molecular function: structural constituent of ribosome; rRNA binding. The transcript is spliced from 3 exons. The record is from RefSeq and is a predicted model, not a curated record. Gene Ontology annotation, biological process: cytoplasmic translation.
GGUUUUUGAGUAUCGCAUUCUGCUGCACACACACUCACAGAGCGAGCGGAAGAGAGAGAAACCUCCACCGUUGCAGAAAUGAAGACGAUCCUCUCAUCAGAGACCAUGGACAUCCCCGACGGCGUGAGCAUCAAGGUUCACGCCAAGGUGAUCGAGGUUGAAGGCCCACGCGGCAAGCUCGUCCGUGACUUCAAGCAUCUCAACCUCGAUUUCCAGCUCAUCACCGAUGAGAACGGCAAGAAGAAGCUCAAGAUCGAGGCCUGGUUCGCCACCCGCAAGACCUCCGCCGCCAUCCGCACCGCACUCAGCCAUGUUGACAACCUCAUCACCGGUGUCACCAAGGGGUACCGCUACAAGAUGAGGUUCGUCUAUGCCCAUUUUCCUAUCAAUGCUAGCAUCACCAAUGACAACAAAGCCAUCGAGAUCCGAAACUUUCUCGGCGAGAAGAAGGUCAGGAAAGUGGAUAUGCUUGAUGGAGUUUCCAUUCUGCGAUCUGAGAAGGUGAAGGAUGAGUUGGUUUUGGAUGGAAAUGACAUUGAGCUUGUUUCUAGGUCAUGUGCCCUUAUCAACCAGAAAUGCCAUGUCAAGAACAAGGAUAUCAGGAAGUUUCUUGAUGGUAUUUAUGUUAGUGAGAAGGGAACUGUAGUUGAAGAGUAGAUGGUGAAACUCAAAACAGGCAUAAUACUGUUUUUUAGUUUGAUUCAAGCUUCUCUUUUGUUUACAUUUUUAUGUGAUGAGUACUUGGAAACAGCUUUUAUUAGCUUCUUGAGAUUGGAUAUUACAGUUUUGUGUUAUGGAAGUUAUCUGUUUUGGGAUGA